Messenger RNA from Letharia columbiana, 927 nucleotides. RefSeq lists its product as uncharacterized. Gene Ontology annotation, cellular component: catalytic step 2 spliceosome. The record is from RefSeq and is a predicted model, not a curated record. The coding region runs from base 1 to 927 and encodes 308 amino acids. Gene Ontology annotation, molecular function: protein binding. The transcript is spliced from 4 exons. NCBI's taxonomy places the organism in Eukaryota, Fungi, Ascomycota, Lecanoromycetes, Lecanorales, Parmeliaceae. Gene Ontology annotation, biological process: mRNA splicing, via spliceosome.
AUGAUAUUUCCCAAUCGUCAAGUGACGACCCUCUCCGGGCAUUCAGGCGCAAUCCACGCCGUGGUGUAUAGCUGUGGGGCUGGUCAAUAUAUCCUCACGGGUUCAAGUGACCGCUCCGUCCACCUCUACAACCCCUCCAAAGCCUCCAGCUCCACUCCCAAAUCAGGCCUCAUUCAAACCUACAGAGCCCACAGCUACGAAGUCCUCGACCUAGCCGUUACAGCCGACAAUGCCCGGUUCGCCAGCGUCGGCGGUGACAAGCAAGUCUUUCUCUGGGACGUUGCCACAGCUCGAACAUUGAAACGAUGGAGCGGGCACUUCGGCCGUGUCAACUGUGUGGGUUUUGGUGGGGAAGAUGGCAGUGUGGUCAUCAGCGGGAGCUAUGAUGCUACUGUCAGGUUGUGGGAUUGCAGGAGCCAGAGUACGAAGCCAAUACAGGUUCUCGAGGAGGCAAGAGAUAGUUUCAGCAGUUUGCAUGUGGUUGGGCAUGAGAUCGUGACGGGGAGCGUGGACGGGAGGAUGAGGGUCUAUGAUUUGCGGAUGGGAAUGACAUUUGUGGAUGUCAUUGGCCAACCCAUCACAUCAGUCCAGCAAACGCAAGAUGGCAAUGCGGUCCUGGUUUCUACUCUUGACUCAACUAUUAGACUUAUGGAUAGGAGCAAUGGCCAGUUGUUGCAAAGCUACAGAGGCCAUACGAACAAGGACUAUCGAGUCAGAUCGUGUCUGGGCAUGGCGGACUCAGUGGUGAUAAGUGGAAGUGAGGAUGGGAAAUUGUAUGCUUGGGACUUGCUGGAGGGGAAGGUGAUCGAGAAACUCGAGGCGCAUGGCGGGAAGGUGGCCAGCGCUGUAGCUUGUAAUGGGGUAAAGAAGGAAUGGGCUAGUGCCGGAGUUGAUGGCACCGUCAGUAUUUGGGCCAUGCCAGAGUGA